This is a messenger RNA of Drosophila teissieri, 1726 nucleotides long. RefSeq lists its product as uncharacterized. The record is from RefSeq and is a predicted model, not a curated record. Bases 59 to 1639 code for a protein of 526 amino acids. NCBI's taxonomy places the organism in Eukaryota, Metazoa, Arthropoda, Insecta, Diptera, Drosophilidae. The transcript has a single exon.
GAGCGUACUUUCAGUGGAACGCGGAACGUUGGGCUACGAGCACCUUUGCAAGCGGAAGAUGAAAGCGAAAAGUGUGGUAUUCAUCCUCGUCCCCUUACUCAUAGCGCUCUCCCAUGGCACUCCAGUGGAUCGGGACGAGAUCGGAGCUCCAAUGGCGAUGAGGGGAUUCAACAACAGCCUGGGCCUCUUCGUGGAGUUCGCCGGUCAGGCAUCGCUGGCCUCUAAGGAUUGGGAAUUCUGUGUCAGCUUCAACUUGGAGUCGCUUGAUGCGGGUAUAAAAGUAUUCAAGAAGUUAUACAAGGAUCUUGUCCAAAUAUGCGAAAGGCACGUGGAUCAGUGUCCGGAAAUCCUGAAUAUAACACAGUUUGUGGAUCGUGUUCUUCAGGAUGGACUGAUUGACACGAAGAACCAGCUGGACUUUUGGGUCGGACAACUUUCUUUAGGGGAAGACGACGUGGCCAACUCAUCAGCCUGCAUUGACAGCUCCAUAAACGUUAGCCUUGUGGAACUCGAUGAAACCCUGGACUCUAAGGAACAACGUCUUGAAGAGUGGUUAGUUCAUCUGUACCUUCUGGGCAACAGACUACAAAGUUCGCAGAAUGCCAUAACUGAAGCCAUAAUCUCUGCCCACCAGCAUAAACUUAGUCCUUUCGUCCUUCCAAUCAAUCAGCUGCAAGCAAAGAUUUCACAGAAUCGACGGCUGCCAAUCGAGCGAUUCUCAAUCCGGGAUAUUUACCUCCUCGCCUCCGUAGUUCCACUGCAGUGGGGCAACCACGUGGUGUUCCAAGUCACAGUGCCCCUGAUCGAUGCGGAGAUUUUCAAUAUCUAUCGAUUGACACCCAUUCCACGGUUGAAUAAUGACGAAAUCCAACUGGUGGACACCGAAUCGCCCUAUCUGGGUGUCAACGAUCAUCUGGACAGGUAUUUCCCGCUUCAGAACUUGGACGACUGCAUCGAGCUGGGCGAAGAGAGGUUCGUCUGCAGGCACAACCACAUUACCUACACAACUAGGGAUGACAGUUGUGCCUGCUCCCUGGCGGCCAUACGGAACCAGUCUUCCGGAGCCUGCACCUUCCGUCCAGUGGGGCAGAAGAGCCGGUGGACACCGAUGCUGGCACCGAACUCCUGGAUGGUGGCCCUUACCAAGGAGCUGACAUUAACAGGAGUGUGCUCUGGUGAGAGACAGGAGCUCAGGAUAAACGGCAGUGGAAUCCUGAGCAUUCGAAGCGACUGUGUCGUGCGCAGUCCGGCUGUCAACCUUCAAGGAGAAAACCGGAAAAGAAUUCCUUCGAGAAAAGGCUACGCAUCGCUGCAGAUGGCCGCCAAAUCUUCCCCUGAAUUCGUGACCAUUAAAGCAUUUAAUCAACUACUGGCGAUCAUCGGCCAACUGGAGCGGAAUCAGAAAAAAGUGGAAGCAGUUGGAGGUUAUCCAAUGGUGGUCAUCGCUGUGUGCCCAGUCCUAUUGCUGAUCGCCCUUCUCGUUUCGGCUACCUGGUUAUAUCGCACCCAUCGCAGCAAACAACUUGCGCGGGCCCAAGAUCCAGUCAACCAAGUCAAUGGUCUCCAGGACACACAGAAUGGCACCAGAGCCUGCAAUCUGCCCCUGCUGGAAAAAGAUACAUUUGGACAAACCGAAUAGGCAAGAUUUUUAACAAGUUUUUGUGUCGAUUAUAAUACAGUUUUAUUUGUUUGGUUUGAUUGCAAUAAAUAUUAGUUACUCUCUUCA